AAGUAAGUAGCCUCAGCGUGCAGAGUAUAAAAUGCAGAAACCCUAAAUUCCCAAAUUCCAAAUCGGCUAAGUGUAAGAGCUUCGGCGGCAAUCUCGAUCCUCUUCCUCUCACAAAUCACCUCCUCUGCGAAAAACAAAAAAAAUGUCUUUGGUGGCUAACGAGGAAUUCCAGCACAUCUUGCGUGUGCUAAACACCAACGUUGAUGGGAAGCAAAACAUCAUGUUCGCUCUUACCUCAAUCAAGGGUAUUGGUAGGCGAUUCGCUAACAUCGUGUGCAAAAAAGCCGAUGUCGACAUGAACAAGAGAGCUGGUGAAUUGAGUGCUGCUGAGUUGGAUAAUCUUAUGACUGUGGUUGCCAACCCUAGGCAAUUCAAGAUCCCAGAUUGGUUUUUGAAUAGGAAGAAGGACUACAAGGAUGGGAAGUAUUCUCAGGUGGUGUCAAAUGCACUGGAUAUGAAGUUGAGGGAUGAUUUGGAGCGAUUGAAGAAAAUCAGAAACCACCGUGGUUUGAGGCACUACUGGGGUCUUCGUGUUCGUGGCCAGCAUACUAAAACUACUGGUCGCAGGGGGAAAACUGUUGGUGUCUCUAAGAAGCGUUAAGCUUUUAUCUUUUUGCUUGGAGAAUAUAUGUUGUUGGGGAAGAAAAAUUUGAAUUACGAAAGGCAAGUUUUGCCAUUAUUUGUUUUGGUUGUUUAGUACUUUCAAGAUUUCAUAUUUUUGUUAUUUGCUUUACUUUGUGAUCAGUCGCAUGCUGGAAUUCUGAGUUGUAGAGACUUUACGUAGGAUUGUUGAAAUUACGUAUGCACCUUGUUUAGAAAAGGAAAAAUGCUACUUUCACAAAGCAAUGGGUGUGAUGUUGAUAAUUUCUUGAUAUAUCUGUAAUGGUGUUAAU
Messenger RNA from Gastrolobium bilobum, 893 nucleotides. RefSeq names its product small ribosomal subunit protein uS13z/uS13y/uS13x-like. The transcript has 4 exons. NCBI's taxonomy places the organism in Eukaryota, Viridiplantae, Streptophyta, Magnoliopsida, Fabales, Fabaceae. The record is from RefSeq and is a predicted model, not a curated record. Gene Ontology annotation, molecular function: RNA binding; structural constituent of ribosome. Gene Ontology annotation, biological process: translation. Gene Ontology annotation, cellular component: cytosol; ribosome; small ribosomal subunit. The coding region runs from base 143 to 601 and encodes 152 amino acids.